Paramuricea clavata is the source of this 1161-nucleotide messenger RNA. The record is from the annotation of a GenBank genome assembly. Lineage: Eukaryota; Metazoa; Cnidaria; Anthozoa; Malacalcyonacea; Plexauridae.
AUGCCAGAAGUAAGCGAAAUUGACAAGUGUAGAGCGAAGAGAAAAGUCGCGAAAGCUAGCGUGACAAGAAAUAUGAAUCGUGUCAGAGAGCUGAUCUCUAGCGAUGGAAGUGUUUCGAAAGUCCGACAGUUUGCCAAAGGUGUAGAAGAAGGUCGUACAAAAGCCCGUGACCUUACGAAAGAACUGGAAGAGCUUGAUCCAGCGUCAAUUGAGACUGAUGGUGGCUGGUUAGAAGAGGUAGAAUUUGAUGUCAACGAAGUCCUGGGAGAAGUUGCUGAAUAUUUGUUAAAGUCUGAGAGCCCAUCGCCAAACGAACAGUCUAGUAUUACACCACCAACUGCUCAGAAUAAUGAUGAAAAUACUGAAACUGUGAACGAUUCAAUGUCUGGGAAAAGAACUGGUCUGAAAGGUGUUGAAAUCCCAUCAUUCGAUGGAAAACCAGACAAGUGGCCGUACUUUUGGGGAAUAUUUAGUUCUCUUGUCCAUAAAAACAAUAAACUAACGCCAGCAAUCAAGCUAGCUCAUCUGAAUAGCUGUUUAACGGACAGAGUACGUGAAGUUAUUGCAUGCCUGACCGGGGAGCCUGGGGACUAUGACAGGGCGGUGAAACAACUCACUGAUAGGUAUGGGGACCCCCGAGAAAUUAUAGAUGCCCAUUUGCGCAGAAUAAGUUCUUGGCCCCACAUUAAGGAUAAGGAUCGUGAAGAAUUUCAACGCUUUGCAGAUGCAUUACAAGCAGCUGUGUUUGCACUAGAUAAACCUGACUAUAGGCAUGAAUUAGCUAGUAUACCUCUUUGUACCUUGUUGGUUCAAAAACUCCCACCUAGAGAAAGGGAUGAAUGGGUAAAACAGGUUGAGAGUGAAGAUUACUCGGAAGACAUGAAGGGUUUAGCCAAGUGGGCCCAAGUUAGAGCCAAAACCAUGCGUAAACGUGAGCGAUACAAUAUUGAGCCGCCAGAUAAGGGUAAAGAGUCAACUAAUUUUCAGCCACCAAGUCGCAUGCGAGGUAGGGUCCAUGCUCUACGCACAUCUGGAUUUGAUCCAGAACACCAAAGUUUAAAAAAUUGUCCAUUGUGUGAUAAAAAACACACUGAAGUCUCAUGCCCUUUGUUUUUUGAUAGUUCUGUUGAGAAACGUUGGGAAAUUGUAAAAAAUAAAAGG